AUGAGUGGAUCAAGAUGCAAAUAGUUUUACAGCGGAUUUUGAUUGGCAUUUACUUUGACCUCCUUCAGUGAUGAAACAGCCUAAGUGAUAAAUGAAUCAUUACUUUUGCCAAUUCCCCUAAAUUGGUAAUCUCAUUAGAAUACAAAUCCAAUCUUAAUUCUUCCAACUGUCUCUGCUUGCUUAACAAUUUAAUAAUUCCGAACUCAAGACCGACAUCAUUGAUACUGCAUCUCCCACAACCCAAAUGCAAGAUUUUCAACUAUUAAGAGAAGAGAUUUCUGCACAAUUGAAUCAAUCCUAUAAAAUACCCUUAAAUACAUAAAGUACCUGUACUCCAAAUGCUAUUUCGAUACUAACUAAAACCAUUAAAGUUCAGGCACAAGCGUUGC
This is a messenger RNA of Paramecium octaurelia, 389 nucleotides long. NCBI's taxonomy places the organism in Eukaryota, Ciliophora, Oligohymenophorea, Peniculida, Parameciidae. The record is from the annotation of a GenBank genome assembly.